AUGUCCUCCAACAAACGCUUGCAGAAGGAGCUACAAGAGAAUGCCGCGAACCCUCUACCAGGAUGCACCAUCGAGCCGAACGAGAGCGACAUGAACAUCUGGAACGUCUACAUGGAGGGUCCCGCCGAUUCUGUCUAUGUUGGUGGCCGCUUCCACAUUCAAGUCACACUACCUAAAGAGUACCCCUUCAAACCACCGGUCGUCGCCUUCCGCACCAAGAUCUACCACCCCAACGUUAGCAACGAUGACAAGGGCGCGAUGUGUCUAGGCAUGCUGAAGGCAGAAGAGUGGAAGCCACCGAACAAGAUCGCCGACGUUCUGAAGUUGGUCAAGGCCGUUCUCUCAGCGCCGCAGCCGGACGACGCCAUCGAGACCACCAUCGCAGAGCAGUACAAGAACGACUUCAAGGGCUUUGAGAAGGAGGCAAAGAUGUGGACAAGCAAGUACGCGAAUUAA
Fulvia fulva is the source of this 456-nucleotide messenger RNA. Its product is annotated as Ubiquitin-conjugating enzyme E2 5A. The record is from RefSeq and is a predicted model, not a curated record. The transcript is spliced from 3 exons. Bases 1 to 456 code for a protein of 151 amino acids. NCBI's taxonomy places the organism in Eukaryota, Fungi, Ascomycota, Dothideomycetes, Mycosphaerellales, Mycosphaerellaceae.